Molecule: messenger RNA, 2115 nt
Organism: Hylaeus volcanicus
Lineage: Eukaryota; Metazoa; Arthropoda; Insecta; Hymenoptera; Colletidae
Exons: 15
Coding region: 4-2115 (703 amino acids)
Biological process (GO): rRNA processing
Cellular component (GO): small-subunit processome; nucleolus
Source: RefSeq, a predicted model, not a curated record
AACAUGAGGGAAAAAAGUUGUGAAAAAAAAGUGCCAAAACGAAAAGAUUCCAAUAGUUUACGUCAUCGUGUGCUUUUUUCUGAAAAGGAAAAAAAACAACCGCCAUCUGUCAAUUAUGGCCUACUAAAUGACUCAUAUUUUACACUAACGAAUCAACAAUCCAAUGCAUCCCAAGAAUUCAAUUUCGAACAUUUGGUAUCUAAUUUGGCUAAUCAAUCGAAUGUUGGAACAUUAAAAAGCUAUCUUGAAGGUUUAGGAGGUCAAGAAGCAUUAAAAAAACCUGAAUCUAAAGCGAAACUUAACAAGUUGGAACGUCAAGCGAAUUAUGCCCAUGUGCGUCGUGGCGUCAGAAAAUGGUUACCUCAAAUACACCGAAACGCAAUCGCAGAACAAUUAACUUUUGGAAAUUUUUUAACCGAUGUAAAAGAUUCAACAGCGUCUUUAUCUUCUUAUUUUAAGCCAAUAAGUUCUUUUGAGAAAACGCUUGCUGAGGCAUUAAAGAUGAGCGGCGUGGAUAAAAAAAGCAUUACACCCAAUGCGUUGAAUUCAGCUGUUGCUCAACCCAUCAAGGAUGCUGCAACAACGCAACGUUUAGCAAAAUUAAGAUCCUUGCUUUUCCAACAACAACGAAAAGCGAAGCGAUUAGGAAAAAUAAAGUCGAAAACAUUUAGAAAAAUGUAUCGUAAAACAAAAGUUGAAGAGCGCGAAAAAUUAUUAAGUCAAAUUGAAACGGAAAAUCCUGAGUUAGCAGAAGAAAUACGGCGUGAUUUUGAGAAGAAAAGGGCAUCUGCUCGAAUGUUAAAGCAAGAACAUGCGCGCAAAAAAUGGGCAGAAAUGGCUGUACGAUUUGGUGGUAGCAGUAUGAUCAAGGUUGUUUCGAAACAAAUGCAAAACGCCAAGGAUGAAAAAGACGCUGUUAAUCGUGUAUUACACGCGAAACCUGGAAACGUUAUUAAAAAUCCAAGUGAUGAAUCUGACAACGAAGAUACAACGACUUUGAGCGAUAGGGAUAACAAUGAAGUCCACCAUAAGGCGUGUGUUGAAAAUAAACUCCGCAAAAUGUUGAAAGUUGGGACAGAGGACGGGAUUUCGAGUGAUUCCGAUGUCCCAGCACUCUUGAAGCUAUCUUUUAUGAAAAAGGCAAUGCAAAAGCAAAAACACCAAAAUAUGUUAUUAGAAAAAAAAACAUUAGAGGAUUUAACACAAUUCAAUGACAAGGUAGAAGAGAUUUCAAGGAAGAGAAAAAAAAAAUCUUCGCGUGGUUUACAUGUCAAUGUUCAAGACGACUGCUCUAGUAGUAGUGACAAUGAUUCGGACACAACGAAAGACACUUCACCUCAAAUGUUUUCAAAAAGAAAAUUACCUGUUAUUCCAAAAGAAUUAUUAGAUCAAACUCGUUUGGACAUUGAGAAGAAAAAACAUAAAAAUCUUGUGGAGUUACCAACAAGCAUGGCGACACAAUCGUCAGUUUUAAUGCCCGCUAAAGACGAUUUGUGCAAUAUACCAGAAGCUAUUCAUACAUUGAUUGAAUCAAUAGAAGAGAAAAAUAAUUCUCUUUAUGAUAAAAAAGAUCAAGAAGCGUUUAUUCAAGAGGCUUUUUUGAUAAGCAGCACUAAUGAAAAAGAUUUUGAACAGUCUUGUAUUCAAAAUGAAGAAGAAGAUAACAAUGACAAAGUGACGAAAACGAGUGAAUGUCACUCAAGAUACCCACCUGGAUGGGGUCAUUGGACUGGAGGAGGAACGCGUACUUGUUUGCGUCAAAGUGAAAAUGUGUUACACAAAGAAAAAAGCAAUCGAAAUAAUCUUGUUGGUCGUAUUUAUAUUAAUAGACGUUUAGAUCGAAAACUGGCUCCUUAUUUUACGAAAACGUUACCGUUUCCUUACAAUUCGAAAGAACAAUUUGAAAUGUCUCAAAAACAUCCGCUUGGUCCCGAAUGGAAUACUUUAAAUGCACAUGAAAGACUUGUGAAACCUCGGGUUCAUGUUCAACCUGGAACGAUUAUUUUACCAUUGGAGCAUGUCAAACAUUUACCUGAAGAUAUUGUUGACAGUUUUCUUAAUGCUUGGGACGUUAAAAAGUCAUCAAAAAAUAAAGCUCCCAAAGCCAAUCUUUAA